AUGCAUCACACAAACAUUGUGGAAGAACUUUAUAAGCGUUUCAAGGGUAAGGAGAAAAUGGUGGGAUUUUAUGUCUUCACCCGACCGGUAGCCUUAAUACUCGAUCUGGACUUGGUGAGACAAAUUUUGGUCAAGGACUUCAACAAUUUUGCCAAUCGUGGCUCAUAUCACAAUGAUAAGGAUUUGCUGAUGGCGAAUAUAUUCUUUUGGGACGUCGAAAGAUGGAGACCUUUGAGAAAUAACAUGAGAACCUUAUUUAAACCAGCAAAAAUGAGAUCCAUGUUCAACAACGUUCAAAAGUGUGCCAAGGAUCUAAAAGAAGCCUUCGAUGAAGCUUUGACAUUGGAGGACAACGUGCACAUGAAUAAACUGAGUGUUCUGUUUACAGUGGAUACCAUAACCCGUUGUUUCUUUGGCAUUGAGAACUCCGCUCUGAGAGACAAACAUAAUGAGUGUGGCAGGAUUGCCUCAAAAAUCACCGCCAGGACCAAUUAUAGUGUGCUUAAACAAUUGCUGGGCUUAAACUAUUAUGACAUGCUACAGGCUCUCGGUAUGGAGGUACGAAUCUUUGCCAAAGAAGUUGAAGACUUUUUUAUGGGUCCCAUAAAACAAAUUAUCCGUGACCGAGAAUAUUGUGAAGCAAAAACUGGUGAUUUGGUUGAUCUCUUGCUAGAGAUGAGAGAUAACCAGGGGCAGCCUGGCAUGACCUUUAACGAGAUGACUGCCCAAAUGUUUAUAUUUUUCCUAGCUGGCCAUGAAUCAGGGGCUGUGGCCAUAGCCUUUGUCUUAUAUGAAUUGGCCCAUCAUCCCAACAUACAGGACAAGGUCAGAGAAGAAAUUCUAGGAGUUCUAAAACAACACAAUAACGAGCUUAGCUAUGAGGCUAGCAUGAAAUUGCCUUACUUGGAGCAAGUAAUAGCAGAAACCAAUCGUCGUUAUCCAAUUUUAAACUUUUUGGAGCGCACUGUGACCCAAGACUACCGCCUUGAGAACUCCAACAUUGUCCUUGAAAAAGGAUGCACCAUCUAUAUACCAGUUUACAGCAUACACUAUGACCCGGAAUUUUAUGAAAAUCCUCAGGAAUUUCAUCCUCAACACUUCCAUUCUUCAGAAUCUGGCUCCAGACAUCCCAUGGCAUUUUUGGGUUUUGGUGAAGGUCCUAGAAACUGUAUUGGCAUGCGUAUGGGUCAAAUGCAAAUGAUUUUGGGCCUAGUUGCUCUGUUGUCGAAUUUUAAAUUUUCGGUUUGUGAAAAAACUGUUCGGAAAUUUAAAAUAUCCGAUCAUGUAUUCAAUACCAGAAUUUUGGAUGAGAUUUGGCUGAAGGUGGAGAAAUUAGAAAAAAUAUGA
Messenger RNA from Stomoxys calcitrans (stable fly), 1347 nucleotides. RefSeq names its product probable cytochrome P450 6a13. Bases 1 to 1347 code for a protein of 448 amino acids. The transcript is spliced from 2 exons. Gene Ontology annotation, molecular function: oxidoreductase activity, acting on paired donors, with incorporation or reduction of molecular oxygen; iron ion binding; monooxygenase activity. The record is from RefSeq and is a predicted model, not a curated record. Lineage: Eukaryota; Metazoa; Arthropoda; Insecta; Diptera; Muscidae.